This is a messenger RNA of Toxoplasma gondii ME49, 276 nucleotides long. RefSeq lists its product as hypothetical. The coding region runs from base 1 to 276 and encodes 91 amino acids. NCBI's taxonomy places the organism in Eukaryota, Apicomplexa, Conoidasida, Eucoccidiorida, Sarcocystidae. The transcript has 2 exons. The record is from RefSeq and is a predicted model, not a curated record.
AUGACAUCGCUCCACAACGCGUACUUCGGCAACAAAUCGAAACCUUUCAACGUCAAAAUCAAUAUCAACUGCCUACAGAAAGCUUACGAUCGAGGUCGGCUCCGGCCACGAUGUUCGAGCACGGCAUGGCCCCCUUUUAUGGCCACGAUAGACCUGCCUGGGUGCAAGGCACGGCCGGACUCGGUCCAUGUCUCGACGCGUCUAGCUAGCACGGCGAGAGCAGAAUGCAGCCAGCUGCAAGGGAACUCGACGUUGAGCAACAGCACCGGUGGCUAG